Propithecus coquereli (Coquerel's sifaka) is the source of this 1236-nucleotide messenger RNA. Its product is annotated as alpha-1-antitrypsin-like. Lineage: Eukaryota; Metazoa; Chordata; Mammalia; Primates; Indriidae. Bases 1 to 1236 code for a protein of 411 amino acids. The transcript has 4 exons. Gene Ontology annotation, biological process: negative regulation of endopeptidase activity. The record is from RefSeq and is a predicted model, not a curated record. Gene Ontology annotation, molecular function: serine-type endopeptidase inhibitor activity.
AUGGCGCACCCCAUUCUGUCCCUCUGGCUGCUAGUGGCUGGACUGGCUCCUCAUGCCUGUGGCCAAGGGGUUCCUGACCAGAAAAAUCAUCCAAUCCCACGGACCCCGUCAGCCUCCUCAACCUUCCUGAACAAUUCCCACUUAGCCUUCAGCCUGUACCGACAGAUGGUGGCCCCAAACCCAGACAGGAAUGUGCUCUUCUCCCCACUGAGCUUCUCCCUCCCCCUUACUCUGUUGGCCCUUCAGGCCAGGCCGGAGGUGCGCACUCGGGUUCUGAGGGGCCUGGGGCUGAGCCUUGCCGAGGUUCCAGAGAACCAGGCCCAUGUGUACUACAGCCAGCAACUCCGUUCCUUCCUACCAUCCCCUGAGGAAUGCCACAUAGACAUGGACAGCCUGCUGUUUGUGAACCUGAAGCAAAGAGUGUUGCAGAAGUUUGUUGAUACUGCCCAGAAUCUGUACCGCACGGAGGUCUUCCUCAUCUCCUUCGAGAACGACCAGUUAGCCCAAUAUGAAAUGGACUUCUUCACGAGGAAGAAAACUCAUGGCAAAAUUGGCAAUCUUUUCGAGGAGGUGGAUAAAGACACCGUCUUAGUUCUGGCCAACUACAUUUUCUUUAAAGGGAAAUGGAGACACAGCUUCGACCCAAAGCUCACUGUGACCAGGCCCUUCUGGGUGAGCGAGAGGCUCACGAUCCCGGUGCCCAUGAUGCAGCGUCUGGGCAGGUUCCAGCUCCAGCAUUUCCCCCAGCUGCACAGCCACGUGCUCCGGCUGCCCUACAGCUGCAACAGCACCGCGGUCUUCAUUCUCCCCGACAUGGGCAAGGUCGGGGAGACGGAAGAGGCAUUGAUGAAAGAGGAUUUUGACACGUGGACUCAGCCCUUCCCGCUCAGAAAGAGGAAGCUGUAUUUUCCAAAAUUCUCCCUACCUGGGAAGAUUCAACUGGACAAGCUCUUACCCGCAGUAGGCAUCUCGGAUAUAUUCAGCUACCACGCAAAACUCUCAGGAAUUUCUCUGCAAACCAUGCCCAUGAAGGUCUCCAAGGCGGAGCACAGGGCAGAACUGACCGCGGAUGAGGAAGGAGCAGAAGAGGAAGACACCACUGACCUCCAGGCCCUCGACAAGCAGUACCUCCCCGCCCUCCACUUCAACAGGCCCUUCCUACUGCUGGUUUUCGAGGACGGCAGCCGCAGCCUUCUCUUCAUGGGGAAAGUGCUGAAUCCCAAAACAGACUGGUAG